CUGUGGUCGUGUAAACCUGAGAUCGUCGCGAAAAAGAACACAUAUGCGUGGCACGUUUUUCUGCAACACAUUUACUUUUUCCCACUAUCUUUCUCCCUUUUAUCCUUUCGCCAAGCAGUAUAACAACAGCUGGACAGCAAUUGAUUAAGUUAGUGACUCGGCGACAGCUGAGCUUGCUACUGCUUGUUUUCGUUCGUUGCUUUAAUAUUUAAAUCACAUAAGUAACAUUUUGCAAAAUGUAUUAAUCUAAAAAUAUAUAACCAAACGGCAAUAUGAAACGAAAUAUAUAUAUUUAGCUUAAUUAAUAUUCUUUAUAUUGACAUUUAAACGAGUUAGACGUGCGGUUUAAAGUCCAACCAUCAUCGCCAUGGAUAAAUCCUACAUACAUCAGAUCGUCACAGAACCUAUAAAAAAUCUUCUCCGAUUACAUCGUAUAAAAGAAAUAAAAUGGAUGAAUUCACGAGCAUGUACAAACCAGGCAUAUAAUCCAACUGCCAUAGAACAUGUGGCUAAUGUGGCAACCCAUGGAAUUUGGAUAGUCCCUUCUAUAAUCUGCAGUUUAGAACUUGUUCGACGUUCUAUAACAUGGACACAGCUUAUUUCUGCGUGCGUUUACGGAACUUCACUGAUUCUUGUUUUUGUAGUAUCCACAUUUUUUCAUAGUGUCCAUUACUGUAAUCAUAACAGACAAUUAAAAGACGCAUUGCAUCGCUGUGAUCGUGCCAUGAUUUAUAUCUUUAUAGCUGCUAGUUAUUUUCCAUGGUUAAAUGUAGAUCAUUUCCCAGGUGAUAAACUACUUUUUACAAUGAGGUAUGCUGUUUGGAUUAUGGCAAUAUUAGGAAUCCUUUAUCAACAAAUUUUCCAUGAGCGUUAUAAAAUGCUUGAAACCAUUAUGUACUUGGUCAUAGGUAUUGGUCCAAGUGUAGCAAUUAUUAAUGUUAAUGACUACUACAACAUAACUGAAUUAAAAACUGGAGGAUUAAUUUAUAUUAUGGGUUUAAUAUUUUUUAAAUCAGAUGGCAGAAUACCUUGUGCACAUGCAAUUUGGCAUCUUUUUGUGGCUGCUGCUGCUGGAUUUCAUUAUUAUGCAAUUUUAAAUCAUGUAUUUCCUGCAAUAGGUUCAACGGUCUCAAUCGAUCUACCAAAUGUGCCACCAUUACCACAUAUAGUACAAUCUCACCUAGAGAUUUAGAUUGAGAUAUUAUAUUUUUCCUAUAUAUCAACAGUUUUGCAACAAAAAAAAAAGA
This is a messenger RNA of Polistes dominula (European paper wasp), 1247 nucleotides long. RefSeq names its product monocyte to macrophage differentiation factor 2. Gene Ontology annotation, cellular component: membrane. NCBI's taxonomy places the organism in Eukaryota, Metazoa, Arthropoda, Insecta, Hymenoptera, Vespidae. Gene Ontology annotation, molecular function: pore-forming activity. The record is from RefSeq and is a predicted model, not a curated record.